This is a messenger RNA of Dujonia railenensis, 4653 nucleotides long. The record is from the annotation of a GenBank genome assembly. Lineage: Eukaryota; Fungi; Ascomycota; Pichiomycetes; Serinales; Debaryomycetaceae.
AUGUCUGCGGAAGAAUUCGAUGACAUUGUCCCUACUAUAAGUGGGGCCAACUCAAUUCAGAGUCCUACGCCCAGUGAACGUCGGUCCACGCUAUACAUGAUUCCUCAGGAGGAACAACGGCUGAUGCACCUCUUCAGUCAAUCGUCGGAAAUGAUGCCAACUGAACAAGAAGUCGAGCUGCAGAACGGAGGGACCCUGAAUAGUGAACCGGUAAAACAAGAAGAAGAUCAAGGUCAGGGUAUGGCCCAGGGUGUGCACCACGACCACUCUAAGAACUUAGACUUAAACUCACUGUCCCAGUCUGUAGUUCCCUCGGUGUCUGCAUUUCCUGUUACGUCAACUGGAGCCAAUUCUAGCAUCAAGAGGAGUACGCUCGCCCAUAUGUCAACCCAAUUUGCCUACAACUCUCAUAAUGAAUCGGUAUUCGAUGACGAAUAUCUCUUUCCCACGGUCCAUAGUAAUGCUCCCAUUGUCAAGUUUGAUGAAACAAACCCAGAACUCAUAAACCACGGGACGCUAAAAGCGCUCAUAGUCCAAUUGACCUCCCCUGAGAUCAUCGACUACAACUUGAUUUGUGACUUCUUUUUGACCUAUAGAACAUUUGUUUCAUCAGUCGAAGUAAUGAACUUAUUGUUGACCAGGUGCUGGUGGUCUUUGCAAUACAUCGUGUCUAAUCAAGAACUGAACAUCAAGAUAGGGAAGUUGGUGCUUUUAAGAACAUUCGUGGUUCUUAGACAUUGGAUUUUGAACUACUUUGUCGAUGACUUCGAUGCUAACUCUUCCAUAUGUGAAAUUUUCAUUACUCAUAUCAACAAGAUGACCAUUGAAUCUGGUUUCGUAAACUCAUCACACCCUAUGAAUUUCGAGACGAAGAUUUUCACAGAUUUAAAGAUCCAUUGGCUUACUCAGAUCAAUGAGUUUUGGGGAACCAAGAUUGACAUUGAGCUGAUUGGUCAUGCAAACAUCUUGCUCUAUCCGUUACCCUUAGUCAAGGAUAUAGCUCUGUCCAGAAACUUCUACAAGCUUUCUAAAAGCAACACUGAUAUGUCCAUACAUACUAAUCCAUCAUAUAGAAGAUCAGCCAUGCUAUCAUUGUAUGAUCAAAAAGCACAUCACAAAUGUUUAAUUUUCGAUGAGAAUGGGAAUGAUGAAAACCCUCAAAUGAGCAUUAAUAAUUUGUUGUUACAGCAUAAAUCGUCGAGAGCCAGUAUAAAUAAUCAAUUGCAACAGUUUCAAAAGGGGACUGGUAUAGUCAUGGUAUCUACUCCAACAACAAGCAGUAGUAACAACCUAUUGAACAUGUAUACUAGUAAAAGAAAGCCAUUGACUCAGGUUAGUCACGCCAAGCACAAUCAUAUUAAUUUGCAAGACAAUUCCGUAGGCUUAAAGAAAACCACAAAAGAUGUCAAUUACGAAGGAGCUGGUGAAGAAGAGGAAGAAAACAAGGAAAACACUAAGCAUUUAAUAGGAGGCGGAGGAAGCUACAACAGCACUAGUUUAUCCGGAGGUGGUGUCGGAUUUUCGACCAAUGGUAAGGUUAAAGUGCCCAGUUCUAGAGUCGAUACAUUGAUCCCGAAAACACCCGUCAAGAAAAUGGAAUAUAUAAUAAAGCCAGAGAAUGAGAACACGGCACUUGAAGCAGUGGCCACCAUAAACGAAAUCUCGAACUUGCAUAAGCCUUCCAACGCAUUUGGUGGUGACAACAAUGAUAUAGGGAGAAAAACCAGUAUCAAGAGAUUGGUGGAUAACUGGAAAAAGUCAUUUCAAAGCGCUACAAAUGUAGAUGAACCACUUACAAGAAUGUCAAGUAGAAAAGAUCUUCCUCCAAUUCCAACAACUCCAAUCGUCAGUGAAGAAGACAUUAAGGCCCAAAUUGGAGAUAGAGUGGAUAUCUUAUCUGCAAGGAUUAUAGAUGAAUUGGAGUACUUGAUCCGUUAUUAUAUUUUAAAUGAACCAACCCCUAACACAAUAAUUGAAGACCAUAAUGACGAGUUGGAAAAUGAAAAUAGUAUAAACAUACUAUCUGCUUCUCCAUCCAAGUUAAUGUUACAUCAAAACGCAAAAAAUAUUGAUCAAGAAAAUCUUACUUCUAACUCAAUUGCCAGUGAUCAUCGCUCAAGACAGAUAAUACAACAGUCGUUGUCUAAUGCUGGAAGUAAUGACGAAUUGCCCGAACAUGACAUUGAUAUUAGCGAAUUAUCACGUUUGAAUAUUGUUAAUAUGGAUCAGAAUCAGGACCAAGGAUCUGACAGUGGAGCUAUCCCAGACCUGUCGGAAUCAUUCCAAAGACCAGCUUCAAUCAACUGGAACGAAGUUGAAUUAGAUCAUUCCAACGAAAAUAGUGGAGUUCUUGGUGAAGAUGAGGAAGAACAAGACGAUUCAUUUUUGAUCGAAGGUGAAGAUUAUUCUAAUAAUGAAUCUGUGGUCCACCGUAGCAGAGAAGAAAGAUUAGCUAAGUCUGGUACACAAUAUUUUGAUGUGAGCUCUGAAUUUCCCGAGGAGCCAGAAUUUAUCUCACUUCAGCACUCUGAUGAAUCAUUCCAAUCAUCCGUUUCAACUCCUAGUAAUAUUACCCAAUAUGGUGAAGAUGUUACAGAUUUGGGAAUCAUUUUAAGUCCACAACUGGCUCAACAGCGGAGACAACAGCAAAAUCAACAAAAUCAGCAACCCAUUCAACAACAACCACAUCCGCAGAGAAAGCUGCUGUUACUCCAGCUGCAAUCACAAAAUACAAAGCGUAUUUCAUUCAAUGAAGCAAACAUAAACUUUAACCAAAAGAGACUUUCCAUCAUAUCUAGAACCUCGUCUUCUUCUGUUUUCAAGAGGGAUUCGAUUAAAUCGUACAUUAGUUAUGAUUCAGUGUUUUCAUCUUCGAAUGGGUCUGACAAAAUUAAAAAAGACAAUAGCCAAUAUGGUCUUAGGAAGAAGAAUGGCUAUAAUAACUUAAGAGGAGUUGGUGAUAUUAUUCCUACAGAUAGACAAUCUUUAGGAUCUCAUAAUUCAAGGUCUUCAUCAUUAAGAAAAAGUAUUCGGUUCAGUACGUUGUACGCACUAACUGAAUUGCCAUUCAAUAACUUAGACGAAUCUAAGGAUGAUAUUGUAAGAAAAUCCAAAAGGUCAAUCAAACUGCUGGACGUUGCAGAUAGUUCAAUAUUUUCAGUAGCAAUAAAGUGCAAAACGAGUGUAACUAGAGCAACACGCACUAGUAAUACAUCUUCUACUCUGGGCUCAGUUGCAAUUCCAGGAAUCAGCAAUUUUGUUCUACAGGAACUUGCUGCCAUACCAGAUGAAUCGUUUAGGUCAAAUGAUCCAGUCGAAUUCGCCUUGUACAAAUUAGAAGGGAGAACAAAGGCCAAGAAGAAGUCUAGUAAAGAUACAUUUGACAAUACUCAAGACAUUUUGAAUGAGAUAAACAAUGCAAAUACCAAGGAUAUUAUAGAUUUUGACGAUGAUUUAGAAUUCGAGGAAGCACCUUUGACACCAAGGAGAUUUAGCAAAGUUAGUAUGGAUUUGCCAUGUUCUACACCAGUGAAGAGAGAACAUAGUCAUGGGAAUGGCUUUAACAGCGAAGAUGAACAUAAAGCUGGUGACGAGGAUGAAGUCGAAAAAGAUGGAGAAGAAAUAUUUGGCAUAGAUGAUGAUGAGGGCGAAGACGAGAUUGAUGAGGGAAAGAUUUUGAGCAGUCAGGUCCCUCUUUCACAUAAGGGAGUUUAUGGGUUUCUCUCGCCAAAAGCUAUACUCGAUGUGUAUACCAUUUCAAACGAAACUUUGUCUAUUGAAAAAGUUCUAUCGUCAAAUAGCCAUAUCUCUUUUGUUUUAGGAUAUGAUUCAAAGUCACUUGCAGAUCAUUUUACUACAAUCGAACAAGAUAUUCUUCAAGAGAUUGAUUGGAAGGAGUUGAUUGAGCUUAAGUGGAAUAAAGAUUUACAACCAGUGAACAGUUGGCUUGAAAUCAUUGUAAAUGAUAACUACUUCAACCAGAACAAGGGAGUAAAUUUAGUUAUAUCCAGAUUCAAUCUCAUGGUUAAUUGGAUUAUUUCUGAAAUCUUGUUAACAAAACAACAAAGCGAAAGGAUUCUUAUUAUAUCUAGGUUUAUCCAUAUUGCCCAGAAUUGUUUAUUAUUGCAAAAUUUUUCAACCUUGAUGCAAAUUAUCUUGGGUUUAACUUCAGAGAAAGUCUCGAAGUUGAAAGAGACUUGGAAAAAUUUACCACCAGGAGACAUCUUAAUGUUAAAGAAUUUGGAAGAGUUAAGCUCGCCUUUAAAGAAUUUUUUGAACAUUAGGUUAUGUAUCAAUCAGAUAAAGCCAUCAAAUGGUUGUAUUCCAUUCGUCGGAUUGUAUCUUUCAGACUUGAUUUUCAAUGCUGAAAGACCAGCAUUUAUCACACCUCCGAAACCAAAUGGGGAGGAGAAUUUGAGCAACAUUAGUGGUACUAGUGCAUUCAGUGCAAAUGAAAAGUUUAUCAACUUUUCGAGAUUUAGAACCUCCGUACAUAUUGUGAAGUCGUUGUCUCAAUGUAUUGAGUGGUCUACACACUACAGAUUACCGGUGAAGGAUGAAUUAUUAUCCAAAUGUUUAUAUGUGAAAAGUUUGGAUGAAGAUGAGAUGAAUUAUUGUUUAAAGGUGAUUCUGGAGGAGAAUGAGGAGAGUUAA